GUUGCCCUUUAAUUGACCUUUUCCAUCUGACCUUUGACACGUAAGGACCACAUGUUGUCAGCAUCCCGGGAAGUGUCGUUUGACUCCUUGUUCAUUGCUGAAAAAAUGGGGAAAACCGUAUGAGAGUUAAAACUUAGGAGAGGACCCUUCUCAGAGUUCAGAGACAGCUUUCCUGUACAUGUGGAAUCCAGAUUCACUAUAUAGAUAAUGGAAGCGACUGAAGUUGAGCAUCUGAAGGCACUGGGGGAGACCAGCUGUCCUGAAACUAACAACGGAAGGACAGGAGAGGAACAACUGAAGACUCACAGUGGAGAGAAACCACACCAAGGACCUUCUAGUUCUACAUCAAGGAGGCGUGACCUGAAACGGGGUCAUGCACCAGGUAAAAGUGAAAGUGGGAAGAAGCGUAAGAGACACAGCUGUCCGUAUUGUGAGUAUGAAACAGACAUUAAAAAGACGAUGACUUUGCACAUCAGGACCCACACUGGUGAGAGACCGUAUAAGUGUCAGCAAUGCGACUACUCAGCAGCACAGCGGGGAACCCUGAAACAGCACGUGCAGGCUGUGCACACCGGUGUGAGACCGUAUCAGUGUCAACAGUGCGACUAUUCUGCAGCACAGAAGGGUAGACUGAACCAGCACGUGAAAGCUGUGCACUCCGGUGAGAGACCUUACCGCUGUGGCCACUGCGACUACUCAGCAGUCCAAAAGGAUGCUUUAAAAAGACACGUGGCCAAACACACAGGUGAAGGAAAAACUAAAGUUAGAAAGGAGCGGAAGAAACACAGAUGCCCACACUGCGAGUAUGAAACAAUAAGAAAAGAGUCGAUGACAGUUCACAUCAGGACCCACACUGGUGAGAGACCGUAUCAGUGUCAACAUUGCCACUAUUCUGCCGCACAAAAAACUCAAAUUGCAAGACACAUCCAGAGUAAACACACCGGUGAGAGACCUUACCAGUGCGGCUACUGCGACUUCUCUGCAUCAAGGAAAGACGGCCUCAUCGUGCACAUCCGGACGAUACACGGCGGGGAGAGACCCUACCAGUGCAAGUUUUGUGAGUAUUCAGCACAACAGUCCGGUCACCUGAAAGAGCACGUCAUGGCCAAACACAGCAACAACAGGCCGCACAAGUGCACCAAGUGCGACUUUUCGUCGGUAACCAAAAAAUCGUUAAAGCGGCAUAUUAUGACUAAUCAUACCGGUGAGAAACCUUACAGCUGUGAGUUGUGCAGCUAUGCAGCCAGUGAAAAGAGUCUGUUAAAGCUGCACAUGGCUAAACACACCGGGGAGAAACCUUUUAAAUGCAAAGUCUGUGAUUAUUCUACUGCAGCAAAGUCAUGUUUGAAAUCUCACUCGGUCACACACACCGGAGAGAAGCCGUACAAAUGCAAAUUUUGUGAUUAUUGUGCAGUAUCAAUGUCUUAUUUGAAAAGCCAUAUGGCCAACCACGCCAAGGAGAAACCCUUCCACUGUGAACACUGUGGCUUCUCCACAGCGCGAAAAGAAAUUCUGAGGGGACACGUGGCCACACACAAUGUUGAGAAACCAUAUAGAUGCGAGCUUUGUAAUUUUUCUACAAAUCAUAAGCACGACUUGAAGCGGCACAUAGCCACGCACACCGGCGAGAAGCCAUACAACUGUGAUAUAUGUGGCUAUGCGACGUCACAAAAACACUACCUCAGGGACCACAUGACAAAGCACACCGGUGAGAAGCCUUACCAAUGUGAGCAAUGCGGCUAUUUCACAGCCCAAAAAGCAAGAUUGGCGAAUCACAUGAAAACACACACCGGUGAGAAGCCGCACAAGUGUGAGGUUUGUGAUUAUGCUGCAGCAGUGAAGGGUACAUUGAGGCAGCACAUGGCCACACACGCUGUGGUGAAGCCGCACAAGUGUGACCAGUGCGACUACUCUGGAACGCUGAAGGCUCAUCUAAAGAGACACGUCAAGACCAAACAUGCCAAGGAGAAAAACGAGAGUGUAGCUGCCUAAAGAAAGUUUGAAGAAAUCAACAAGCAACCUCUACUACAUUCCUUCCUUUUCUUUUGAGAUGAGAGCUUUAUUUUGGUCUUGGCGUUAAAAAACUGAAAGUUCAAAACAAACAACAAUGGCCGUACGCUCGCCCGAAAGUAGCGUUUCAUAAUGAAAGUGUACAUUUUAAAAUUAUGUUACAGCUAUAACGAGAAAGUUACAGUUUGACAGAAGAAAAAACAUUCGCUGUUCUCUAAUUGAUAGUAUAAAAGUACGCCAUUGAGCAAUCCAUCGUUUUGGUGGGAAAAAGUUAUUAUUUAAUCCUGUAUCAAAGAGAAGCCAAAGGCAAAAGCGGCUUCGUGUUUUGCCUCUGAUGCAUUAGUGGAUUUCUUACUCAGAAAUGUAGAGAGAUGUUUCUAGAUAUUUUGUUAGUUUUUCUAAGACCCUAUUUCCUGUACAUGCCCUCACAAGGGAAUGGAAAACAAAGUAGCUUUAAUACCAAGGAAUCCGUCAUCAAGGAUUGGGUCGUGUGCAAACGGACAGGAUUUGACUGAGUGCGAAAUUAGAACUGUGAGAGCUGAAAUUGAUAUCAGAUUAACGUUACAUAAAAUACUGCUAUAAGUUUAUAUUCAUUCAUUGUUAUUAUAACAUGUUUAUACUUUCAGUCUUUCUCCUAAGCCUCCCAAGUUUUAUUACUGAUGUAAAGCGUCGAUCUGGUAAAUGUACACAGGGAAAUGUGAAGAUGAGUAUUAAAGGAACCUUCUUCUUUUUUCUCUACCAUCCAGUCGAUAUUUUGGAUUUGUUCAGUUCUAUUAUCAGUUGAAAUGGCACUUAGUAUUGAUGUAGUAUUGUUGAAUAGAUCCCUCGUAAAUGAGAAAUGACAUCCAGUUCAUUUAGCACUGUUGAGUCAAUUCCUAACGUCGUCAAACCCCAAAAUUCACCUUAAAGUUUGUUGCAUUGCUACAGCCAGUAUAGUUACCCAUGGGGUUAAUGAAUAAUGAUAGGACCCCCCCCUCAUUUAAAAUAAAUGUCUUUGCCAUUCAUAUCAUUCAUCGACAAUAGAUCGUUUUCACAAUGACGUCACAGUCGCGUUCGAACGUUCGAACGGCCAUGUUGGAUGAUAAGCGGCUCGAUCUCCACACGGCUGUGUGUGCACGUGGUGGACUCGUACGUAGAAAGAAGCCUUUUUUUUAUUCAGAAACAGACUGGAUGUUUGCCGUGCUUACUGCGACUUCCAUAAACACAGGACACGGCCUACUCACCGUUUCUAUUCAACAAUAUUACCUACAGUCCGUCGGCUUUUCAAUAACUUGAUUAAACCACUCUCCUAACAGCCCACCAACAGUAGCCCUGCCGCGGAGUUUGUGCAUGCUUUCUUUUAUUUUUUGGGAGAAAGUUGGUUUCUGGUACAGGGUAUGUCAUGGACGUAUACCAUGUUACACGAAAAUGUCAGCAAGCUUGUUCUAUUUCUUCUUCAUAAAACACGGCACAUCGCGUCCUGAGCUGUGAAUGAUAUUUUCACCAUUAC
Branchiostoma floridae (Florida lancelet) is the source of this 3499-nucleotide messenger RNA. RefSeq names its product zinc finger protein 260-like. NCBI's taxonomy places the organism in Eukaryota, Metazoa, Chordata, Leptocardii, Amphioxiformes, Branchiostomatidae. The record is from RefSeq and is a predicted model, not a curated record. The transcript is spliced from 2 exons. Gene Ontology annotation, biological process: regulation of transcription by RNA polymerase II. Gene Ontology annotation, cellular component: nucleus. The coding region runs from base 208 to 1992 and encodes 594 amino acids. Gene Ontology annotation, molecular function: DNA-binding transcription factor activity, RNA polymerase II-specific; RNA polymerase II transcription regulatory region sequence-specific DNA binding.